This is a messenger RNA of Microcebus murinus (gray mouse lemur), 7146 nucleotides long. RefSeq names its product ankyrin repeat and SOCS box containing 18 (gene ASB18). The record is from RefSeq and is a predicted model, not a curated record. Gene Ontology annotation, molecular function: transcription cis-regulatory region binding; protein binding. Gene Ontology annotation, biological process: intracellular signal transduction; positive regulation of transcription by RNA polymerase II. Lineage: Eukaryota; Metazoa; Chordata; Mammalia; Primates; Cheirogaleidae. Gene Ontology annotation, cellular component: nucleus.
ACUCGGCAAUGUCCAGCUCCGGUCGCCUCCCCGACUACCCGCUGGGCUCGGGCGUGGUGAGGAGGCUGAAGUCUGCCCUGGACGCCCGCGACGAGGAGGGCGUGAGGAGCGUGAUCUGCGCGGAAGUCCUGCCCGUGGACGCCGUGAUGGAGCUGGCCAACGACGACUGGAUGAAGGACCCCGCGGCCCCGCUGCCCCCCGGCGCGCUGCUAGGAGACCUGGGCCACCUUAAGCCCCUCAUGGACCAGUUCUUCCAGGAUGCCAACGUGGUGUUUGAGAUCAACAGGGGCGAGAUGGAAUGGCAGGUGAAGUCCCCGGCCACGUUUGGACUGUCAGGCCUCUGGACCCUGGAGUACAAGCGCGAGCUCACCACGCCCCUGCGCAUCGCGGCGGCCCACGGCCACACGGCCUGCGUGCGACACCUGCUCGGCCGCGGCGCAGACCCCGACGCCAGCCCCGGUGGCCGCGGCGCCCUGCACGAGGCCUGCCUCGGGGGCCACACGGCCUGCGCCCGGCUGCUGCUGCGGCACCGCGCCCACCCCGACCUGCUCAGCGCCGACGGCCUGGCGCCCCUGCACCUCUGCCGCUCGGCCGCCUCGCUCGGGUGCGCGCAGGCGCUGCUGGAGCACGGCGCCUCGGUGCAGCGCGCGGGCGGCGCGGGCGGGGACACGCCGCUGCACGUGGCGGCGCAGCGCGGCCUGGACGAGCACGCGCGCCUCUACCUGGGCCACGGAGCGCGCGUGGACGCGAGGAACGGCCGCGGCGAGACGGCCCUGAGCGUGGCGUGCGGCGCGGCCCUGCGGCCCGACGAGCGCGCGCGCUGCCUGCGCCUGUGCGCGCUGCUGCUGCGGCGGGGCGCGGCGGCGGACGCGCGCGACGAGGACGAGCGCAGCCCGCUGCACAAGGCCUGCGGCCACGCGCAGCCCGACCUGGCACGCCUCCUGCUGCGGCACGGCGCCGACGCGAGCGCGCUCGACUACGGGGGCGCCUCGCCGCUGGCCCGCGUGCUGCAGACGGCCGCCUGCGCGCCCGGGAGCGCGCCUUGGCGCACGGUGCAGGCGCUGCUCAACCACGGCUCCCCCACCGUGUGGCCCGACGCCUUCGCCAAGGUACUGAAGACCUGUGCCCCGUCCCCGGCGGUCAUUGAGGUUCUCUUCAACUCCUACCCUCAGCUGCGCGUGUCGGAGUCCUGGAGGGAGGUGAUUCCGGAAGAAGUAUUUCAGAUGCACGAGCCUUUCUACCGGUCCCUGUUCGCCUCGGCCCACGCCCCCCGCUGCCUGCAGCACCUCUGCCGCUGUGCCCUUCGCAGACUGUUUGGCAGGCGGUGCUGGGACCUCAUUCCCCUGUUGCCCUUGCCGAAGUCCCUGCAGAGGUACCUGCUUUUGGAGCCGGAAGGGGUCUUGCACUGAAACCCAGAACGUGGCAGCCACGGCUCUCGCCCUCCUGUCUGCCCGUCCGUGGAGGCUGCGUGCAGAAGACCGUGAGUGUGGACAGGUGAGGGUGGGACCCGCCGUCCCCCUCGAGCUCCAGUGUGACUGACGGGAGCGCCAACCUCGCUGGGCUUCAGGUGCACGUGGAGGUGGGAUUGGUAAUAAACAAAAAAGCCUUUUCUGCCUCCCGGGUUGCUCGCGAGGGACCCGUGAAACCGGGGCUACCAGGGUGCUCGCUCGGUCUUGAAAGUGCGUUUUGACGAAGGUUAAACUAAAAGGCACAGUGAGCCCUCAUCGUCACCAUAGAUAGGGUCUCCGACACUGCGGUUUUAAGCAAAACAGCUUUACCUAGGCUAAUUGACUCCAUAAACCGGAGUUAAGCGCCUGCAGCAUGUUUCUGGUCACAGAGCCAUCUCAGCAAACGUACAAAGAGAGACUCGAAACACUUCUGGUAGUAACCCUCGAAAUAGAUGGUGGGCUGCACGUGCAUUUGAGGAAGACUAAUAACAACAAGUAAGAUGAUCUGCCCAGUUUUCAGCGCACUGCUGAGUGACGGCAGCCACAGCGGUGGGCAUGGGUUAAGUCAAGGAAUAAAUGUUGGCACAGGGAACCUUGUGGGAGCACCCCCUACUGCCACACACCCAAAAACAGUCACAGGCGAUGCACUGUCACACUGCAGCACGUGUUGUCAUGCAUCUGGAUGACUAUCAUAGGCUUUGGAAAUUUUUAUUUUACAACAAUUUGUAUUCAUCCAUUCAUUCAUUUUCCAACCCUCUUAUCCCACUUCGGGGCUGUGCGUGGCUGGACCCUAUCCUGGCAGCUCAGGGCACAAGGUAGGAGCCUGCCCCCCACCCCCGACAGGACACUGUUCCGUCGCAAGGCACAGCCAUGCACGCCCGCACUCAGACCGGGACCACAUGGACAAGCCAGUCCACCUCACAUGCACGGCUUCGGGGCUGGGAGGUGCUGGAGAGACAGCGUCCCCGGCCAGGAGUCGAUUUUUAUUGUUGCUGUGGCCAUUUUCAGGGACCUUAACAACUUCAGUGUCCUUAAGGCCCACAACAUGGCUGUGCUAUCACCAGCUUCUUAAACAUUUCUGCAGAAACACUUUCAAGGAAGCAGAUUCAUUGGCUGGCUCAGGAAUCGAUUUUAUUUCUCAUUGAUGUGACAACAAAGUGAUGAUGAAAGAAAUGACGUUCUUCGAGGCCCUGCUGGGUACCUAUUUGUCCAAGCCUUCAGGCCUUCUGCCCACCGAGGAGAGGCCUCUCACCCCUCCUGGGGACAGCCACCUGGGGAGCCUCUGUCCCCAGAGCGAGCCGGGCCUGCACGUGGGGAGGACGCCGGUCCACAGCCCGGGCGCCUUCCGGGGGCCCGCUGUGCUUGCGAGCACAUUACAGCCUAGAGCUCCCCGGGAGGCACGGGCGGGCGGUGAGCUGGGCAUUCCCUUCCCGUACCAGUCUUCUUCUGUCUGACACCCUUGCCCGCGCGCCAGGUGCCAGGAACAGACACAGGCUGGUAGAGGGUGCCGUCAGCUCAACCUGAGCAUCACGCGGCAGAGAGAUGUUCUGCACGGCGCGGACCGCGGUGAUCUUGCCUCUUGCUGUCUCUGUCUGACGCGUCGCUAUCUGGGGCCCCGCUGGCCCUGGAGGGACUGCCCCUCCCCGAGCUACCCAAUUCUUGGAGGCAGUAAACAACCAGACACGGGGCAUGCUUUGCAAACAUAAACCAACCAGUCCAGAGCUCAGAGCUCACACCCAGCUCUGUCACCCGGCUGUCACACUCCAGAUCACUGUGCACCCCAGAGCCAGGUGCCAGGCAACUCGGGACAGCCCUGUGCCCCAAAGCCUGCUGACGUGAGUCAAACUGGCCAACCCUAAGCCUUAUCCUGCCUUGUCCUUCCUCCCCCCACCUCCUGGUCAACCCUGGUCCUUCCUGCGUGGCCCCCUGUGGCAUGGCAUGCCCCUCCUCUUGGGACCAGUGAGUGAUAAACUGUGUUUUCAGUGGCAGUCGUCUCCCGAUUUGCUGGCUCUGCUAGACGUCAGACUCUCUGUUACUAUGCCCUGUGGCCGGAGCUCUCAGCAGCGGCUCCCUGUUUUCCAGGGCAAGGUGCUGCCAGGGUGAGCCUCAGAGGGGACAAGCACGUCCUCCCGUUGGUGCAGCCCGGAAGGGGAGCUCAGACCCCAGCCAGCAACUGUGGCACGAGGCAGGAUGCUGUGUGCACCACGAGUGACGCCCCCUGUGGGAGUGAAAGGGGCCCUUGCAAGGCCACCCAGUGAGGGUGCGUGUCACCAAGGAGGAAGCCAGGCUGCACCUUGGGGGUGGUCAGAUUUCAACACAGUGGAUCUGCCAAGGCAGGGGCACCAUCCCCAGCGCCAGCUGAGCCACUCGCACUCGCCCUUUGAGAUGGACAGUUGGCCUGUCCUACAAAAGGGCCAUGUGAACACAGUGUCCACACAACCAUACCCCCACCGCAGGCACAGGACUCUCCCCAAGUCCCUCCUGCAUGGACUUUCAGGGGUCCCCACUGUAUCCAGGGGAAAGCUUGAACAAAGGCAGGGGCGCAGGAAAGCGCAGGGCUCAGGGGAGGGGCAGUGAUUCAUCCUCCUGGAGGGGAGGGUCCCCAUACUUUGGCAGCUGGAGGGAGGCAGGGCUGGGGAGCCUGGGGGGGCAGCUCAGGAGGGCCUCGGCCUCCCGACCGAGGAUUCUGAAGGUCACUGGACAGACCACGAGGAGCCACACUGCAGGUCUCGGGUGUGGUCACAGUGGGACUCGAGGAAGAUGGCUUUGUCCUGGGAAGGGACGCAGUGCACUGGAAGGUGGGUGCAGCCCCAGGUAACACCCUGGAGAGGGGUUCAGAACCAGGCUCCUCCACAGAGCAACAAGAACAGUUACUCAGCUGAAAUUGGCUCAGUUGGCUUACCUGGGAAGUGAAAGUGUCUGGCCCCUCCCACUCAGUUGGGAAUCGGUGGGACAUCCGGCAUAAGGCAGGUCUUCUCUAGCCCUAAAGGGAUCUUGUUGAAAUGUAGAUUCAGGCUUCAAAGGUCUGGAGUGGGCGCAGUUCUGCAGGUCUGAGCGUGUGGUGGAGCCCAGUGCUAGGGCCGGGGCCCCACCAUCAGCAAGGCAGACUUGACGGGUGCCCCCUCCUCAGGGAGCCCACAGCCGAGUGAAGAAGGACAACUCCUUGCAGAGCUGCUGGAGAACUGGGGCACAUCAGGGAGGCCUGGGGAGGAAGGGCUGUCACCCUGGCCACCUUCUCUCUGGCUGCCUCUCUGUGUGGAAUAUGGGCUCCCAUACCCCCAGGGCAGGUGGCAGUCUGCACACUGUGAGGCUUCCCUGGCCAGUUGCAUCACAGUGUCCUACAGGCAGUCAUGUGACUUCUACCAUGAGUAUUCCCUCCACCCCGCUCCACCGAGUCAACACCAUACGGAAUGCGGCACCCAGACCUCCAGCCUAGCGCUCUUGGUCCACAUGGACCCCGGUGCAAAAGUCCUCCUAAGGUGUCAGGCAUCCUUUACCCGGCCCCCAGCUUCCCAGGAACAUGACAUCAUGGCUGCAAGAGCAUUAGUAAGGAACAAGUCUGCACUAGAAACCAGUUCUGAGUCACCUGCGUUCUGGUGGCUGUGGAGAUGUGCUGAACGCCGUUCCUGGCUUACGGCCGUGACUGUGGCAUAAACAAUGACCAGCGUGGUUGUUUGCGCCUGUCCUAAUCACCAGACGAGGUGGAAUUCAUUCACAGUUCUGUAGAAUUCACUGCCAGCCAUUUGCCUUGUGAAGGCAAAAAAAUAAACUCACUGCCCAAAAAUGUGUUGUUUCAGUGACCGUGUCUGGCUGUGCUCUGUGCUACGGGUGUUUGGAAGUUCUCAAAUUAAGGGACUUGCACAGUUCCACACAGAUAAGAAAGAAAGAGAAAGGAAAGGAGGAGGAGAGGAAGGAGAAGCAGAAGACAAGACUCAGAGGGGAGGGAAGUUGGGCAGCAGGGAGAGGAAAGAGGGAGGGGGUCGGUUAGUGGAGAUGAAUGUCUGCAAAAUUAUUCCACUUUGGGACUAGAAUUUCUCCCGGCUCACUUCUUUUCCACUGAACAAAAUAUAUCCUGGUAUUAUUUUUUUUAUUAAAGGGUCUAAAAAUAUUUUCCUUUCAUGUACAGUUCACAUUGAACGUCAUUUUUCUGAUAGAGUAUACUACAUAAACUCAACUCUAUAAGGCCUAAAUCGUUUUCUUUAAUUUCAAAUUUAGUUUUGAAUGGUGCAUUCACGUGGCUCAAAAUUCAGAAGGCAACGAAAGGGUGAAUUAUGUUCUUAUCUGCUGUUUCUACUUUUAAAGCAGAAUAUUUUUCCUCCAGCUUUUAUUGAAUAUCUUUGAUUAUUACUUGUCAUCAGACCAACAGAGAAUUCAAAAACACACAAAUGAGGUUCUCCACCAACAGAGGUCCUGGGAAGCUUGGUCCUGGGUUCUGUCCACACCAGCCAUCCCUGGGGCAGGAUGAAAUGGUCACAGCUGGACUGCCAGACCCAAUCCACAGCCCACGGGCGGUUAGUACAUGGACCAGGCACUAUGUGACCUGUUACGUUUAAAAUUCUGAACCCUGCAUUGGGCCAGUCUUUUUUGGUGUUUUUGUGUUGGUUUAAUUUUAAAUUACUUGAUAAUGAUCAGUUCAGCAUGGCUUGAAGGAAAUCAAAGCCAGUGACACUUUUUAGGUCUAAGGAGCAUUUGCUAAUUCCAAUAACUGUUUAUGAUUGUCAGUUUCCAAUUUCUGAAAUAACCUUUUAGACACAUGCUGAUGGGGCAGGCUGUUGAACUUUUGCAAAGAGCACUUAACCUUCUACAGAAACGGUGUAAAAUAUAGGCUUGGAGAAUGCCCGGGCCCCACUCCAGUGCCCAGCCUCCUGCCCACAUGCAGCAUCUAAGAAGCAGUCCAAUCACUACAGUGCCGAAUGCUGUUAUCUUGCCAAGUGCUUUUCUAUCUUUCGAGGCCUGCCUGAGGACCAACUGGCACACCAGGAGCAUUGUAUCUUUUGUUCCAUCGUUUCGAGGAUAAAUUAUUCUUCAGUCAAAUUUUCUAUGUGUAGCUGGGAUAGUCAGAGGCCCCAAAGUUUCAACUGUGAUCAAUAUUCCAUUUUAUUUCUGGGAUUUACGUAUAGUCUGGGAGCAUCAAAAUGCUUUUCAAGCUCCAGGAUGUGUCUUGAAAUUGUUAGCGUCUUCCUAAUGUUAAAACAAAAAUUAAUUUAAUAAAAUCGCGCAUCUAGAGCCCUGUGGAAUAUUGCAGAAGUACUGAAAUUCAUUUUCAUAGAGUCCUGCAGGUGGCGGCAUAAGCAAACGGUCUUACCCUCGCCCACCAACCUGCUCUCCCCAGAAUUAAAAGGGAAGGAAAACAGGAAGAAAGAUUUUAGCCCAAAUGAUAAAGGAAAGGAGAGCACAGGAAAACUAUAGAUUCGUCAAGUAUCAUACAGAAUUGUGCUGCCAUAAUAAAAAAUUCAGUAAUUAAAAUAUUGAUUAUGGAGUUGCCGGCUUCCUUUGUAUUAAAUAUGUGCAUUUUAUAGGCAAUGUGUUUAUAAAUAAAUAUAAUUUUCAGUUGACUCUUUUAUGAUGCCAUAAUGACAGCCCAAACCUCAUUUGUGUGUUAAACGUGUUCUUUAGCAAAAUUAUACACUUGCCAUUGCAAUGUAACUAGCUGGGUUUUCAGCCUGCAUCUAAUCUUCCAGAAUGGUAUUUCUGCAGU